CUCCAUUUUCUUCAUUCUUUUCGUCAAUGUUAGUUUAACUUAUUUUCAUAUUAGCCCCUCUAGUUCAUCUAAAUUACGCUUCGACCACUCUGGUUAUGUUCGCCGCCGUUCACCGGGAAACUGAGAGCCACCUCUCUGUGCCUGCUCUCGGCUUCCCUAGCCCCAGAUUCUUCCUCUACCGCCGCCUCGGUUAACCAAAAAACAAAAUCAACAAAAAAAUCUAUACUUACGUAUAAAUAUAUAGUACGAUAUAUUCAAACGAUACGAUAAUGCCUUCUCCGAGAAAUCACCGGAAAGGUACUGACGAGAAGAAUCGAAAAGGAAAGUUAUCGGAGAAAUCAAUGUCGUUUCACGGACAGAGCUCGGAGAGCACAACGCAGUUGCUGCGAAGGCCACGAACAGUACCGGAUUUGCUCUCCGCCGGUAGACUUGCCGCCGGAACCUCGCCGGAAGUGAAGGACCGGCUGAAGUUGACGAAGUUACUGUUAAAUGUAACGAUUCAGAGGAGUCUCGGUGCUGUGCAUGUUUUAAUAUCGCUCGAAUCGACGGUUGAGGACCUUAUCGCCGCCGCUAUCCGACAGUACACGAAGGAAGGACGGCGGCCGGUACUUACCUCCGGCAAUCCUACCGAUUACGAUCUUCAUUACUCGCAGUUUAGCUUAGAAAGUUUGAACAGAGAGGAGAAGCUGAUGGGAUUAGGUUCAAGGAAUUUCUUUUUGUGCCCAAAGAAGUCAAAUGCCGAAAGUGCUGGUGCUGUAACGACGUCGUCUUCUAGUUCUAGCUGUGCAAAGCAAGCUGAUACGGCUACUGCUAGUGCUACCAAGAUAGCCUUGCCUUGGCUUAAAUUCAUGGAUUUCUUGCGCUAGAAGUUCGAGAUUAUUGUAUACAACAUAUUAUACUAUAGAUGAAAGUUAGGGAGGUGAUUAAUUAAGAUUUAAGACCACCUCAAAAUUUAGAAUAAUGUUUACCUAUUAGAUUUAAAAUCUUUAUAUGUUUGCACAUUACAUGCCUGUUUAAGGUCAACUAUUUUCCUAUCGACCUUGAUGUUGCAGUAUGGUACCAUCUUAGGACCAGUGGCAAACCAGGAUUUUCAGGUCAAAAUAUUAAAAAAGUAAGUCCACGAAAAAGCAAAUAAGUGUUAAUAUAUAAUGUAUAUACAUUAAGAAAAUACUCAGUUAUACGACUGACCUUGAAUACAUUUGGCUUCGCUA
Nicotiana tabacum (common tobacco) is the source of this 1211-nucleotide messenger RNA. RefSeq lists its product as uncharacterized. Lineage: Eukaryota; Viridiplantae; Streptophyta; Magnoliopsida; Solanales; Solanaceae. The record is from RefSeq and is a predicted model, not a curated record.